Messenger RNA from Sabethes cyaneus, 1203 nucleotides. Its product is annotated as putative carbonic anhydrase 3. The record is from RefSeq and is a predicted model, not a curated record. The coding region runs from base 1 to 1203 and encodes 400 amino acids. NCBI's taxonomy places the organism in Eukaryota, Metazoa, Arthropoda, Insecta, Diptera, Culicidae. The transcript has 5 exons. Gene Ontology annotation, molecular function: carbonate dehydratase activity; zinc ion binding. Gene Ontology annotation, cellular component: cytoplasm.
AUGGCAACUCUGGUUGCCACCCACCCACUACCAGGGGCGGAAGAUGAAAACGAUAAGCGAGAGUGUAUGGAGUUGCUGGCGCAAAAAAGGUCACAGAUUGAAAGCACCGAAGAAAAGAACAGCGGUUUGGAUAUUCCCUCCUCGCUGAUCGUUAUGAGCUCUUGCCUCGGAAAGGCGCAGCAACCCAGAAGGGGAAGCUGCCAAAGCUCCGACUCCUGGUCUGGGAGUCGUGGAAUGGGCACGGAAGGCCUCUUUUACUUCCGAGUCCCAGGGCGUUGUGGUUACGGAGGAGAUUUCAGAUUCGCUAUUUUUGGGACCUUCCUGCAGGUGGCACUAGCGGACGAAUGGCACUAUCCGACGCCCGAAUCCAAUGGAGUCAUCAAUGAACACGAACACUGGGGAGGACAAUGCGACACCGGCCGUCGUCAGUCACCAAUCGAUCUAACUUACAAGGCAGCCGUGAAGGGGGACUUUUCACCGUUUCUGUUCAGCAAUUACAUGAACCCAAUCCGCCACGCCAUGCUGACCAACACUGGCCACUCGGUUCAAAUCGACAACGCCGACCAAUCGGUUUCGCUGUACGGAGGUGGCCUUCCUGGUCGUUUCGUACUGGAUCAAAUGCACUUCCAUUGGGGUUCGGAACAUACGGUUAACAGCGUCCGCUACGGGCUGGAGCUGCACAUGGUUCACCACGACUCGCGCUACAAAUCGUUGACGGAAGCUGCAGCAGUCAAGAACGCCGUUGCCGUCAUCGGAGUUCUGUUUCACGUCUCAAACCAGGAUAAUACCCAUCUGGACGUAGUGCUGGAGACUUCCUCCGAUAUCCGUGAUGUAGCCGGUAAACAAGCACCAUUAAAGGGAACGCUAUCGCCCCAUAAUUUACUCCCGAGGAACCGUACCUCCUACUUCCGUUAUGAGGGCUCCCUCACGACACCCACCUGCGCGGAAUCCGUUAUCUGGACUGUAUUUACCGAAAGCAUACCGGUUUCAUUGGACCAAGUGGAACUCUUCAAGGCGAUCCAUGAUGCAGCCGGGCAUGAACUCGUCAACAACUAUCGCUCGUUGCAGCCGCUCAAUGCACGAGCCCUAGUUUACACAACCGAUUUAGAACAUGCAAGCAGUGCUGCCAAACUAGCUCCGCUAGUACUUUCAUUCCUGUUUACUGCUGUCUUGCUGACUGCAUCACGACAGAUUAGGUUAUAA